Molecule: messenger RNA, 4971 nt
Organism: Oncorhynchus masou masou (cherry salmon)
Lineage: Eukaryota; Metazoa; Chordata; Actinopteri; Salmoniformes; Salmonidae
Product: B-cell receptor CD22-like
Exons: 3
Coding region: 80-1864 (594 amino acids)
Source: RefSeq, a predicted model, not a curated record
CCUACUGUUUCCUCUACUGUUUCAUUCCUUGAACUACCAGCAAGAGCUCUACAUUGCCAAACUUCUCCACCUCUACUGCAUGGUGGGAAAUGCAAAGAUGGCCUUGAGAACAACAGGAAGUGUGAUUGUGGUUUUCAUCUUGUCAGUGUCAGGAGGACUGGGUCAGUUCAUUGUGACUUACAACAAAACCAGUAUCUUUGCCUUGAAGGGGUCAUCAGUGGACCUCCCCUGCUCUUACACAUAUCCCAGUGGGUAUACAGUCACAACAACACAAUGGCAUAAUUGGAAGUAUAGGCAGUAUAAUAAUGAAAUGAUGCACCGAUCAGAGUAUUCAGGUCGUGUUGAGUACCGUGGGAAUAAGAUCAAUGACUGCACCCUGAGAAUCAGAAACCUGAGAGAGAGUGACUCAGGAGAGUAUCGCUUCAGAUAUGAAACCAUCACCCAACACACAUGGAGCUACAUUUGGAGACCUACCUCAGGUGGAGUCACUCUGUCCGUGACAGACCUGAAGGUGUGGUUGACAUCUACCAUAGUGACAGAGGGAUCACCGGUGGCACUGACCUGCAGAUCCAUCUCCCCUCUGAGUGACAUCCUCGCCUACGUCUGGUACAAGAACAAAAAAUAUCUACAGUACAACUCUUCAAUUUGGUACAUAUAUUCAGUCAGCAGUGAGGAUGCAGGCAGCUACUCCUGUGCUGUUAAAGGUCACGAGGAUUUCCACUCUCCUGAAGUGACUCUAACUGUCAUAUACAAACGUAAGAACAUCUCAGUGUCAGUCAGUCUCUCUGGUGAAAUAGUAGAGGGCAGUUCAGUGACUCUGACCUGCAGCAGUGAUGCCAACCCACCAGUUCAGAAAUACACCUGGUACAAGAGGAACAUUACGACACCAAAAGCACCAGGACAGAUAUAUAACAUCUCCUACAUCAGUUUGGAGGACAGUGGAGAGUACUACUGUGAGGCAGGCAACAAGUAUGGACUUAUCAACUCUUCCUCCGUGUUUGUAAAUGUUCAGUAUAGACCAAAGAACACCUCAGUGUCAGUCAGUCCCUCUGGUGAAAUAGUGGAGCGCAGUUCAGUGAAUUUGACCUGCAACAGUGAUGCCAACCCAGCAGUGCAGAAAUACACCUGGUUUAAAAAGACUGUCAUCUCACCAAAAGCAUUCGGUCAGAUCUAUAGCAUCACCAACAUCAACUCUGAGGACAGUGGAGAAUAUUACUGUGAGGCACAGAAUGAGAAAGGAGCUAGUAACUCUACAGUUAGAUUGAUCAUUGUAUCAACAAAAAAACAAACAUCUAGUAUUAACAUAGCUGUAGGAAUCACGGUUGUUGCUCUGGUUCUCAUUCUCCUAUUUAGCUUUCUGUGGUUCAGAAAGAGGGCUCCCAAAUCAACUGACACACGGGAUACAGCAGAGGAUGGACAGGGAGGCUCUAGUCACCUGUAUGACACCAUCUCAGGCAUGGCCAUGACCUCUCCUGCAGUACAGACAGUGGACACAGACGAGGAUGGACAGGGAGGCUCUAGUCACCUGUAUGACACCAUCUCAGGCAUGGCCAUGACCCCUCCUGCAGUACAGACAGUGGAUACAGAUGAGGAGGAUAACAUCCACUAUGACAGUGUCCACUUCUCUCCCUUCAGAAACCAGGAAGUGCCUAUGUACUCCACUGUCCAGCUGCCUAACAAGGAAAUCCAAUACACUGUGGUAAAAUUCAAGCACCUAGUUGUUGCCCCCCAACCUGCAACACAUGGAGCUGAGGAUCAAUCUGCAAUCUACAGCACAGUCAACAAACCCAGAACCUGGGCACAAGAAGGUACAUUCAUAUGCUCUCAUACAGUGUUUCCCAGGCCUCUUACUGGGUCGCUAUAAUCCUCCUGAGCUGAAUUUAAAAACAUUGUCUUGUUGAUUCACACAAUAUUUUGAUGUAUAAAGUAUAGAUUUGAAGGAACCUGCAGUAACCAUAUUACUGUCCAAGACAAUACAGCAACAAUUUAUAGUAUUGUGAAGUGUAAGAUGUGGCAUAAUAGUUUUGUUUAUGAACGUUGUUAAAGCUGCAAUAUGUAACAUUUUUGGGCAACCUAACCAAAUUCACAAAGAAAUGUGAGUUAUAGAUUUGUCAUUCUCAGUGAAAGCAAGUGUAAGAAGCGAUAGAUACAUUCUAUGUGCACCAUUUGUAUGCUUCCUGUUCUUAAAGGGAUUCUUUUUUUAAACUACAAAACAGACAUGCACCAUUUUCACAUAUGUUGUUUAACCAAAAAAGUGUUAAACAAAUCAAAAUAUAUGUUAUAUUUGACAUUCUUCAAAGUAGCCGUCCUUUGCCUUUCGUGACAGCUUUGCACACUGGUACUGUAUAUCAGAUAGGAGCAGACAAAAGGUCCUUCAAUAUGCCUUUGAAGGCUAUAUUCACAAAAUAAAAAUAACAGAGACGUGUAACACAACAAGCAGGAGGUCUAGGAUAGAGGCAAAAGCCUUCCUGUCCCCAUGUAAAAGAGAUAAACCCCACCAGCUGACUAUCAAGGCAGGGGCAGAUGAAAAAAAGGAGCAACAUUGUGCCUUCACUGCAGGGUAUGUCUCACAAUUUGUUUUCUUUAAAUCAAACGCAUACUAUAUUGUAUACAAUAUCAGCUGUAGCUAGCUGUAUGCUAACGUAAACAACCAACACCCUCACUCCAACACAGUUCUAUGCUAACUCCACAGGUUACUGCUCUCAUGUUGUCAGGCUGAUCCACACCCUGGAUCUUUGGAGAGCCCAAGAUAAAAUGUCCACUACAAGUCUGCCACAACAGUGGUAUAAGUCGAGGCAAGAAGAUUGAUGCCAAGCCUAUUACAGCUGUCGUGCUGGCAAAGGCAAAGUGAGUUGGAAGAGUAGACCAGUCUACUGCAAGGUCAGGUCACCCGUGAUACAAAUCAGUAUUCAACGUCCAUCCACGGCUGAGGACGUUGGGAGAUGAUAUGGAAACUGGCCACUAGAGGCAAGAGUGAGCGAUGUUACCUUCAAGUAGGUUUAGGGUUUGCUGGAGCAAUAGGAUGGUUGGUGGAUGGUUACAUGUUCAAAUCCAGUAAGAGAAACAUUUUGCAUUUUUUUAAAGUCUAUCCCAAACCCAACCUUACGUUAACCAUUUUGAGUUAAUGCCUAAUCUUAAGAUUUCGGGGGUUAAUGCUUCAACUCCUUGUUCGCACACGCUUUUUCAGUUCUGCCCACAAAUUUUCUAUAUGAUUAAGGUCAGGGCUUUGUGAUGGCCACUCCAAUACCUUGACUUUGUUGUCCUUAAGCCAUUUUGCCACAACUUUGGAAGUAUGCUUGGUGUCAUUGUCUGUUUGGAAGACCCAUUUGCGACCAAGCUUUAACUUCCUGACUGAUGUCUUGAGAUGUUGUUUCAAUAUAUCCACAUAAUUUCCCUUCCUCAUAAUAUAUCCACAUAAUCUUCUUUCCUCAUGAUGCCAUCUGUUUUGUGAAGUGCACCAGUCGCUCCUGUUCUUCGGCUUGCAAGCCUCCCCCUUUUUCCUCCAAACAUAAUGAUGGCCAUUAUGGCCAAACAGUUCUAUUUUUGUUUGAUCAGACCAGAGGACAUUCCUCCAGCAUCUUCACAAAGUCCUUUGCUGUUGUUCUGGGAUUGAUUUGCACUUUUUUCGCACCAAAGUACGUUCAUCUCCAGGAGACAGAACGUGUCUCCUUCCUGAGCGGUAUGACGGCUGCGUGGUCCCAUUGUGUUUAUACUUGCGUACUAUUGUUUGUACAUAUGAACGUGGUACCUUCAAGAGUUUGGAAAUUGCUCCCAAGGAUGUACCAGACUUGAGGUCUACAAUUUUUUUGAGGUUUUGGUUGAUUUCUUCUGAUUUUCCAAUGAUGUCAAGCAAAGAGGCACUGAGUUUGAAGGUAGGCCUUGAAAUACUGUCACGUCUAAACAAGGUGGGUGGAAUCAGGCGCAGAGAGCAGAUAGCGAUAUUACAGUUUAUUCUCCGGCGAACAAGAAACACGGUCAACCCAACACACACAGGGUGAACAAUCCAACACAGGAUAAAGACAAACCAGAGAAUAUGAACACAAGAUACACCAACUGACAUGAAUACACAAAUAACAAUCCUGCACAAAACAGGGGCGGGACAACCUACGACAUAUACAGACACUAAUUAACUAAACAACACACAGGUGAAACCAAUCAGACAAAACCAACAGAUACAUGAAAAGGGAUCGGUAGUGGCGAGUAGGACAGUGACGACGACCGCCGAGCACCGCCUGAACAGGCAGGAGAGUCAACCUCGGAGGAAGUUGUGACAAAUACAUCCACAGGUACACCUCCAAUUGACUAAAAUGUAAACUUCUGACUUCAACUGUACCUAUACAGAUAUCUAUCUGUCUGUGUGCAUAGGUGUGAGAGGACCAGUGGAGAUUUUAACAUGUAAAUCUUGGUGGGGCAAACUCAACCAAUUCAUUUUUUGAUGCAUGCCAGCAAAAGCCACAACACAUCAAUGUAUUCUUUUAUUAGGCCUAUGUGGUCUAAAAAGGAAGGAUAUUACAAUCAUGAGGAUCCACUUUUAUAGACAAUAUACAGACAGCGCUGUCAGAAAUAUGUGUAUAGGUGGCAGGGAAGUCAGGCGCAGGAAAGUCAAACGAGGUGUAAAAUGGAGUCUUUUAAUAAAUGUUCAAGUAACAUGCUCCAUAACACUAAUAAGAAAAUUGAAUAUAAACAAAUAUGGGUACUGACAAUAAACACUGACAAUAAACAAUCUCUGACAAAGACAUGAGGGGAAACAGAGGGUUAAAUAUGCAACAGGUAAUGAAUGGGAUUGAAAACAGGUGUGUGGGAAGACAAGACAAAACCAAUGGAAAAUGAAAAAUGGAUCAAUGAUGGCUAGAAGACCGGUGACGUCGAACACCGAGCACCGCCUGAACAAGGAGAGGCAACGACUUCGGCAGAAGUCGUGACAAGCGCAUUGCGCAAACAAAACAGCCCUCGCAAUAUUAACUGGAAUUA